GCAAAUAGUUGAAGGGAGCGUGAAAAAUGAUAACUUGUUUAGCUUGGGUUAAACGUGGAGCGGCGAAAGCGGUCCCUGAUAAGGUAAGCGAACUUUUUAUAUCCUUAUCUCUUGUCUCUACGCAUUGUAGCGAGUGACAAAGCAGUAAGUAAGUUUAUAUGUAGCCUGGAACGUGAUUACAAUGUAGCAUUAAUUUAUUGUUUUGAUUUAGCACUUCAUAAGUGAGAUUUGCUAAAAAUAAAGGAUUUUACUUUAUAUAUUGAUAUAUUUAUUUUCGUUUCGUACUCAGCUUAUCAGCCAAUAGUCAGCUGAUUUCUUAUUUCAUUAAAAUAGUAUAGGCCACUGUUGAUUUGCUGUGUUAAUGGCCACUAAAAAUAAAUUAAUGACUGUAUAAAGGGAAGUCUCAAGAACAAUGCAUCGUUCUUGUUCAUGACGAUAUCAAUUUAUAUUAUGCCAAUUUUGGCAAUUUUUUGUCAGAGGUACAAGCAUUGAUCUUGGAUAAAUACUUAAAAUUGUAAAAUCAACGCUGUUCAAAAGAUUCUUAACAGCGUCGAUUUUACAAUAUUAUUUCUAAAUUAACAUUAAGUAGCUAGGCUGUGCAGGAAAUUUAAUCUUUAUUUUCUAGGAUAAAUACUGACCAAGUUCCUAAACGAGCGUGGAAUGUGCAAGCUUGUAAGGAGUCAGUAGUGGGGUCUGGGGACAUGCACCAUCGGCACAUUUUUUGGAUUUUAAGUCCCCUUUCCUAGGUUUCUGAGUCAUUUAGACAGGAUAUUGGCCAGUUCCUUUCUCCUCGGAUGAAGCCUUGCAAACUGCAGAUUGUUUUAUCAAGGUUAUUUUCCACGUUGUAGGGACUAGAUGGUGACAAGUUAUUUUCCACCUGAAAAUCUCAUAGCAUGUCUAAUGUCCGGAAAUUGCAAAAAAAAUAAACAUUUGCCAACCCAUUUUAUAUAUUUAAACUUGGAAAGUUGACCAAUUUACAUAAAUUGGUGGAAACCGGUGUGGGUCCACACUUAAAGUGUAUAGUUUUAGAGUAACUUCAGAGUAUCCAGCCACCUUGAAGCAGAAUUAAUCAGCUACCUCCGUGGUCCUGCAGUGAUCAAAUAAAUAAAGUGUUUUAAUUUUUACUCUCACAGUCUUGUAGUUAACAAAUUUGUUCAAAAUCAGGUAGUAGAAUGACUGUUCAUACUGUCCCUUUGUCAGAAACUGGUUGUUUCGAUACAAGUCAUUAGUUUUUGAUACCAACUCAAGCCUAAUAAUACCUUUAAUAAUACCUUAAUACCUUUAUUUGUUAUCAUGUUAUCUGACAGGUUGCCUUAUCCAAAGAUGAACUUCAAAAUAUAAUAGAUGAGGCCAAAGAAAAACUAAGGUAAAUAAACUUACAAUCGGUAUUUGAUCUGGUAAAAAUAAUUUACUGUUAAUGUUGAUUGUGGACAUUCAUGCAGACCCCAUAUGUUUCUCCUGACCAGGGUUGUGAUCUUCUUCACACAGUACUGGGUUUAAAGUUACCCUGUGAUAGACUAGCAUCCCAUGCAUCCAGUGAAGAAGUAAUUCUUCUCUAUGUCUUUAUCUGACUGAAACUGUGAUAUAUGUAGGCUCCGAUCCUGACCUGUGGUCCUGACCUGUGGUCCUUUUAUAUUAUAUUGCCUUUUACAAUGACUAAGAUAGUACAUGCGCACUGAUUUUGCAUGCAAGUAUGUUAACACUGUUGUGGGGUCUUGUUUUGUUAUGCACAUGCUAAUUACACAACCUCAAUUUUGAAAAAAAUUAAGGCUUAAAAUUCAUCAAGUUAACUUUAUUUGCCUGUAACUUCAGGGGUUGAAACUUAAAACUCUUUAAAGACAUGGUGUAUCAAAGGUUUUUAGCUUAAAGAUGACAUUUUAAGUGAGAAAAAUGAUUUUUGAAAGGCAUCUUUUUGGGAAGCAAGAAGUUUUCUUUUAAUCAGCACCAUAGACAAAGAGUUUCGUUUCUUGUCAAGAAAAGUUAUUUUUUUAAAAGCAACAAUUUUUUUUCUGUGUUUGUGUGGCCUGAUAAAAAGCCUUGAGGGGGAGCAGGAAUUUUUGAAAGGUAUGAAAACUCCUGGCACUCUCUUUUGUUUAUGCCAGGCUUUGCAAUCACAGACAAUGUUGUUUAUUGCUUAAGUACAUCUAAUAACAUAACCUGUUGCCGAUAAGCCCCCCUCUCAAUAAUCAUCCCAGAGCAGAAAAUUACGCCAAUCUUAUUGGCAUGUUCAGAAACAGCAGAAGUUUGAGUUUGUGAAAGCCCUAUUUUCCGCAUCAUGCUCCUUAAUCUGUUCAUGCAUGCACCUUCCCAUUUUGCCAAUGUAUACUUUGCCGCAUAUACAAGGAAUCUUAUACUCUACUCCAUCUUGUUUUUGUGGAUCAACAGCAUCCUUAGGUUGCACAAAGUAUGAUCUUAGUGUUGUAUCGGACUUGAAAAAAGAUCGUAUGCCAUGCUGUUGUAGGCAAUGACAAAGUGUCUCAGAUAACCCUUCAAUGUAUGGUAGAACCUCUGUAGAUUUAAUUUCGGUUGUGGGUCUUUAUUAGAUGCCUGCUGAUUCUUGGAUGUCGUGAUGUUAGAUACAAGCGAAUAGGGGUAUCCCUUAGAGACAUGGACAUAGGCUGAACAUUUCUUUAUUUUCUACUCUUCAGGGAAAAGGAAGAGGCAGCAAAAGAUGCAGAAAGUGGGGAAGGAACGUCAAAUGAGGAAGCAAAGUCAGGUGGGGUCAGAAGCAGAGGUGAUGAUGAUGAGGAUGAUGUAGCCGACCUGUAUGAUCUGGCACAUUAUGACAGUGAUGAAGAUGUAGAAGGUAAUGCACUUUUCCUUCCUUAACUAAUAUAUUUAUUUCUUUUUCAUGAGCAAAGUUAUGAAUACAGUGGAGCUUGCCUGCUAUACCUCGUUAUUACAGGUGUUCUGAUUUGUUCAAGCAUGGUGUCCAUGCAUUUCAAUGCAGUCCCUAUAUUUUGCCUUCUUGAUGCAGCCAACAUGCUAACAUGCAUAUGCCUUUAUAAAUUCAUCUUGUGGCGGUAAACAGUCAAAUUAAGGUAAACCACCUCACAAGUUAGUUUAACGCAGGUUAACAUUUUCAAUCAAACUAUGCUUACGCAGCAAAUUUAAGAAUUUUCUGAAUUUACAUCUAGGCUUACCUGUACAUGCAAGCACUAUAGUUCUGAAAAUUAUUUCUUUCACCCUUCAUCCAAGUUCAGCUUUUCCCUCUUAACACAACUGAGUAUUUUAGUAAGACAGCCUCUUUUUAUUAGUUAUAUGUGUUACAUUUUGCCAGUAACUCUAAGGCAAACAAACAAAAUGAGUGUUAUGAGGGACCCAAGCAAAUGUCAAAACAAUUUAUCCAUGCAACUCUCUCAGUUUUCAACACAUAAACUGAGUCCAGCUGCUCGUAAAAAUUAACAUUUUUAAACUCUUCUAACCAGGUUACAUUUGAAAAAUUUUUCACUUGGUUGUUAAAAAACCACCCCAGUUAACUUGCCAAGUGUGGCUGCUGUCGAGUCAUUCAAGAGACAACAGCGUGCAUGUGUUUAUGAAACUGCCAUGUUUAAUUCCUCUCCUCUAUUCCUGUAGUGCGCAUGCCUAAAUACUAAACAACACAUGCGCGUGACACAUGAAAGGUCAAAGUUCAAUAACACAACAUCUCCCCUUUUUGAGAGAUUGUAAAGUAACAUACAACUCGGGUAUGGAACUAAAAUCUACCAUAUUAUGUGAUAACUGAAAUAAAAACAAAGUUCAAGCACAAGUUUCAAAGUGUCUUUUGACUAAAGUUCAAUGUUCAGCAAAGUCCAAGGCUCUCUUGUAACUUGAGAGAGGGUCUAAUGAGUCUCUUUGGUCUAGAAGCGAGACAAGGUGAUGGGAGUUGCUUCAAGGGAGUCAAUGCCUUAUCUCGAGCUUGUUCCUUCACAACACUAGGUGAAACUGGCUUGUCCAAGACACUGGGCGACGCUGGUGUGUUGGUAGGGAUUGGGUUGACAUGAGAACGGUUUCGUCUCACUGUGCCAUUCUCUGUCUCAACCAAGUAGGAUCUAGGUGUUUCUGCUGCUCCAGCUAUUGUACCAGUGGUUCCCAUAUCUUUGAUGUGCACAGGAGUACCAGGUUGGACUGAUCUCAAGGGAAUGGCAUUGUGCCGUUGAUUGAAGUUCAGCCUUUGAGUUUCCUUGCUUCCUUCUUCCCUUUCACGUAGCUUGUCCAUAUCCGGCCAACUUGGAUUGAGAACAGUGUGGAAGGUUGGGAUGGUGUUUCUCAGUUUUCUUCCCAUGAGUAGUUCAGAUGGUGAAUAUCCACAAGCAAGAGGGGUAGACCUGUACGCCAACAGUCCUUUGGACGGAUCUUUUUCUUUCUUCAGCAAUGACUUGGUGGUUUCUACUGCGCGCUCUGCUUCACCAUUAGACUGUGGGAAACGGGGGCUACUUGUUGUAUGCUUGAAACCCCAUUCUUUUGCAAAAUAAGUGAAUUCGGCUGAUGCAUACUGUGGGCCAUUGUCACUUCUUACUUCUUCAGGGAUUCCAUGCCUUGCAAAAAUAGCUUUGAGGGCUCUGAUAACUUCAUGCGAUUUGGUGGUCUUUUGCAUUGCAGCCACCUCGAUAUAACGUGAGAAAUAGUCCACCACUAUCAGAUAGUUCAGCUUAUCAAGCUCAAAUAGGUCCGUGCCGAUCAUCUGCCAGGGACGUUCAGGAAAGAGUGUUGGCAUGAGUGGCUCAGCUCGCUGCUGUUGGUGCUUGGCACAAACUUUGCAAUUUUCAACCAUGUCUUGAACUUCACGGCUGAGACCAGGCCACCAAACAGAGGUCUUUGCGCGUUCUCUGCACUUGACUAUUCCCUGGUGCCCUUCGUGUAUCUUAUCCAAAACUUGCAGCUUCAUGGCUGACGGCACGACCACUCUAGUUGACUUCAGGAGUAUCCCAUGUGCUGUAGUGAGCUCUCCUCUGGCUGACCAAUAAGGCUUCAGUGCAUCAUUAAGACGAAAUUUGUCUGGCCAGCCUUCCAGGCAGUAACUCUUUAUUAGUCGACAGACAGGGUCCUCAUCCUGGGAUUCCUUUAUCUCCAUUAGUUUCACGUCUGAGACUUAUAAAGAGUCUAGGACACUGUCAACGUAGAUGUUCAUUUCUUCUUCAGGAACAGUGGCCAUUCUGUUUGUGUUUUCUGACUGCAUUCUUGACAAGGCAUCUGCUAUAUACAUUUCUUUUCCAGGUACAUGGUUCACCGCUUUAAAGUGAAAACGCAUGAGGCGCAUUCUGAGCCGCUGAACUCUAGGAGGGACUUCAUCCAAGGUACGGGUGGUGAGAUGAGGAACCAGUGGCUUAAUGAUCUGUUUCAGCGAGUAUAGACUUUCCCACUAUGUAGUCGCUGAAUCGCUCACAUGCCCAGGUUAGGGCUAAGGCCUCUUUCUCUAUUUGCGCAUAUCUGCAUUCCACAUGGGGUGAGUGCUCUGGAUAUGAACAUCACAGGUCUCCAAGUCUGAUCUUCUUGCUUCUGUAGGAGUACUCCUCCCAGUCCAAAUGAGGAUGCAUCCGCUGAAACUUUGGUGUCUUUGUUAGGAUCAUAGAGAGCAAGUACUGGUGCAGCUGUCAAGAUAGACUUGAUUUCUUCGAAUGCUUGUUGUUGGGGUGUUCCCCAGACCCACUGGCUAUCCUUCUGCAUAAGGUCUCAGAUUGGUUUGGUCUUGUCUGCUAAAUGUUCUGCAAACUUGCUUAGGUGUUUUACCAUUCCUAGAAACACACGGACUUCAUGAACAUUCUUGGGUGCAGGUAGGUUUACUACGGCUGCAACUUUGUCUGGAUCCACCUCAAUACCAUUUGCGCUAACAACAUUGCCUAGGAACUUGAUCUUGGGACCUCGGAACGUGCACUUGUCAAUGUUAAGCGUAACACCAGCCUCACUUAGACGCUCUAACACUUUCUGUAAUCUGUAAUCAGCUCUAUGGUGGGGGCAUGAACUAGGACAUCAUCAAUGUUGCAUUCAACUCCUUCAAGUCCUUCAAGAAUUCUACUCAUGCACUUUUGAAACUUUUCAGAACCAGAGCUAAUUCCAUAAGGCAGCACGUUAAAACAGUACCGUCCCCAAGGUGUGAUGAAAGUUGUGAGUGGUCUCGAGCUUUCGGCCAGCUUUAUUUGCCAGAAUCCAGAAUUUGCAUCGAGCUUGGUGAAGUACUUUGCACCUGCUAACUUUCCCAAGGUGAGGUCCACGGAGGGAAGAGGGUGAUUCUCACGCUGAACAUACUCAUUGAGCUUUGUUAAGUCUACACACACUCUGACUUUACCAUUUGGUUUAGGGGUUACUACCAUUGGAGCACACCAGUCAGUUGGGUGGUCCACAGGCGAAAUCACUCCACUCUUUAACAUCCUUUCAAUUUCGUGCUUGGUUUCUUCAUACAGUGGCAUAGGGACCUUUCUUGGCACAGUCAGUGCAAAGGGUUUUGCAUCAUCUUUUAGCUUGAUGGUGUACUCAUCUUUCAUGGUACCCAGUCCUUCAAACAACUGUGGGUAGUCACGCAUCACUUUUGCCAUGUGUGGUCAUCAGUUGUCAGGUCACACAAUCUUGAUAUAAGGUUUAGUUUCACUGCAGCAGAUCUACUCAGAAGUGGUCUUGCUAAACUUUCAACAACGUAUACGGUUUCCUUUGUGGAAGUUUGGUUGUGAGCGAGAGUGACUGUGAAUUCUCCCUUACAGUUCAUCCUGUAAUUGCAUGGACCCAGGAGCACUUUAUCAGUAGGCUUAAGCUGUAUCUUCAGAUCAAUGUUAAGGAAGGUAUUGUAUGGGACGACAGUUACAUCUGCACCACUAUCAAGCUUGAAGUUAACUGGUUUCUUGUCCACAAGAACGGUUGCAAUCCAUGGUGACUUUGUGGGGUUGCUUUGGACCUCACUAACGUCCACGAUUUCUCCUAGAAAGAACGAUUCUUCCUCUUCAGUAACUUCAAAUACUUUUCCUGGUUUUGAACUUUUACAAGCCUGCGCCCAAUGACCGAUUUUUGAACACUUGUUACACUUGGAGAAGCGUGCAGGACACGUUUUCUUCGGGUGCAAUUUUCCAAGGCACCUUUGGCACUUUUGAUCAGGAUUUUUCUCUUUGGAGCUAUCGGAAGGUUUCUCUUUAGACUUGUCUUGCGACUUCUCUUUGAAGUUUCCUUUGUUUCUCCGUGAUUUUCCUUUCACGAUGCCAUCAACAUGCGCUGGGGUAGACUUGAAUCCGCCGUCGAGAAUGUUUUGUUGUUGUUUCACCGUCUCUCUUUGUCUCGCUAAAUUUGUAGCUUUUUCCAGGGUGAGACUCGGAUCUAGUUGAAGUUUUUCCGAAAGUUUGCGGUUUUGUAAUCCCACGACAAUACGGUCGCGAAUGAGCUCUUCUUUUAGCGCGCCAAAAUUGCAGUACCUUGCCAGGCCAUACAAAUCUGUGAUAAAACUAUCCACCGAUUCUCCCGCUCGUUGGCUUCUUGAGUUGAAUUUUGCUCUCUCAAAGAUGAUAUUUCUUUUCACGAUGAAGUAAUUUUCGAAUUUUUCUUUCACUUCUUCAUAAUUCUUCUCUUGUUCGGCGGUGAAUUCGAAUGAGAUGAAGAUGUCGUCCGCUUGUUCACCCAUUGUGUAAAUUAAUGUGUUUACUUGAUUUUCGCCGGUUUGUUUAUCAAGCCCAGUACCUUUGCGAAAUCUCUCAAACCUUUGAAUCCACUUUGGCCAGUCUUCCGGCUUGAAUGAAAAUUUCUCCGGUGGGGUUACUUGAAAGUUAGCGACCGGUCGAAUGUUUGGCAGGACAACUUGCGGUUGAGCAAUCACAGGUUGUUCUUCGGCGCCCGCCAAUGUGCCGGGAGGAUUUCCUUCUUGUUCGGCUUCGUUAUCUGACAUGUUCUCGCCGUUUUGCACUUUGAAUGAAUUGUUGAGCGUUUGUACGAAUUUUCUUCUUUUUCACCACGACGUGUUAAGCGAAAUUAAUCCCACUUCUGACACCAUGUCGAGUCAUUCAAGAGACAACAGCGUGCAUGUGUUUAUGAAACUGCCAUGUUUAAUUCCUCUCCUCUAUUCCUGUAGUGCGCAUGCCUAAAUUCUAAACAACACACGUGCGUGACACAUGAAAGGUCAAAGUUCAAUAACACAACAGCUGCAGCAAAUAUUAAACAGUAGUGGUAAGAAUCAAUAGUAUUGCCCCAGCUGAUCAAUCAUCUCUUUAUCUCUUUUUGGUUUCAAUCGAGCAAAUUAACCAACAAAAAACGCUUCCCGAUAGAACAUGAAAAACUCCAACCAACUGAAAAUAGUUGAUUCCAUUAACACUUGCAGCUAAGUGAGUAUACGUGAGGAAAAAACAUGUUCUAAUUGGGUACAAAAGUGACGUGUUUUAGCGUCAAACAUUUUAAGUUUGGAGUAUACAGCUGUUGUCAACUUGAUUUGUUUUCUCUAAACUAAAUAUUCUUUGCAAGAAUUUUUAGACGUUAAUAAUAGUUUCUGAAGGCAAGUGUCCUGUUUCUGAGCGAAACUUUGUAUGCUCACUACCAGAAAUUCUUUAUUGUGUAUUGUUCAGGAGAGCUCAUGACUGGUGCUGGAAUGGCUGGUGUAACAUACUAUGCCUCAAACAAAGAUGAUCCAUACAUAACUCUUGAAAAUCCGGUAAGUAAAGUUUAAACCUAGUUGUAGGGCUAUUUUUGUUAAAGCAUUUUCCUUUAGAUAAAAUGUUAAGCUCAAUAAAUUGUUGUGGGUAGCUAGAGGAGCCUGCAGUCCUAAUCUCCAGGCCUUGAUUGUUCAAACAUUGGGCAGCGCUAUCCAGCAGAUAGCGUAAUCGGUUUCCCUAAUAUUUAUCCACUGUGUAGAGAUUUAUCCAGUGGAUAGCGCCAUCCAACGUUACAGGGUGUAGGUUGCCAGUACACUGUCUUUUGGCAUGUAUGUAGCCCGCAUUCGUUUGGACUUCUACAAAUGAAUGCAAUGCAUAGAACACAAUCUGGUCAUGUGCAUUUGGACCAUCUAUUACAUGAAACCUCUUCAAAGUACAGUAUGUUGAACGGUCUUGCCUGAACUCUAUAAUCUUUCGUAAUUUCUGGGAUUGUGUAUAAAUUAUGUUGGGCUGACAGAUUGCACCUUCAAAUUGUAUCCUGUAAACAGGCCUUAAUACGUCGUCAUCAUUUCAACCAUAAAAGUACCACUGUAACUUGGACUCAAAGUAAAAUCUCCAUCAUUCACUCGUGGGAGGAGCUUAAUACUUUAAACUGUUCAGACAGUUCUGUAUGAAUGCUUUCCUCACCUUUGGUUUCCUUUUUCAGGACAAUGACAGUGAUGAAGAAGAAGAUUUUCACAUUAAAACAGAUGAUAAUUUAAUAGUUACUGGACAUGUGGAUGAGGAUUUCAGUGCUUUGGAGAUAUCAGGUGUGACUCAAGUUGGGUACAUUUAUACAGACAUAACACUUUGUCAGCAGUCUUAAAGAGAUAUCUACCAAAACACACAACCUGUUAUUCCCUUGACUGUGUCCACUGAGAAUACACAAAAGUUGUUUUUUCAUACACCCAGGGGGUAUGGGCUAUAGCAGAUUAUACAGGGAGGCGCCACCCAAAAGGGGUAUCGAGUUUUUUGAAAGGGGAGGGAUUUUUGGAUAAUUACUUGCUUUAAAUUCCCAAUAACUCAAACUCUUCCUAACUCAAACUUUUUUUUCGAUUUCCCUAGAAGGUUUGAGUUAUCAGGAGUCAACUGUGCGCUUAAUGGUGUUGCCUUGGUUUUUGAAAGGAUAGGGAUUUCACUGGCUGAAGUUUAUGAAAGGGUGGGGAAAUCUUUCAUUUCGGCCUGUAAAAAAGCACAAGAGAGCAAACAGAUGCAUUUUAUGGCUAUGAAAAAGUUGAGAAAAUGUUCUGGUUUUGUUAUAUUUUAGUCAUAUUUUUAAUUAAGACACUCCAUUUACAGCAGUUAAAACAAAUGUAAAGUUCCAAAAUAGGUAUGUGAAAGGGGCACCAUUUGUCAAUAGAAGGUAUGCAAAAGGGAAAUCUUCUCAGUCAAACAUGGGAUGUAAAAGGGUAAGGGGUUGUACCUUGGGGUAGAGCCUCCCUAGCUUGUAUAGAACUUUGCUUAGUAUCCCCUCCCCCCAGUUCAUAUGUCAUAUGUAGCUUAUGAAAUCUUGACUUUUUGACAUCUGGUGUAAUUAGCAUAAUGAACAUCUAUUCUCUACUCAAUGCCAUCUGACAGUUUUUUUCUUUAACCAUCACAAGAAGUUAUAAGUUUAUUGCAGCACACAGUUUUAUAUACACUGUAAGCAAGGUCUAGUCUAUGGUGUAUGACAACCUGCUGAAUGAGCAAGAACAAAUUGUCUGCUUUCCAAAUUUAUGGUUGUCUCUAAGGAAACUGUCUGUGAUAAUUGCUGUGUCUUUAAAGCAUGUUUUUCAUCUUUAUUUAAUAGUUUAUAACGAAGAGGAAGGCAGUCAGUAUGUACAUCAUGAUAUUUUACUUGAAGCAUUUCCCUUGGCUAUUGAAUGGCUUGAUUUUGACCCAGAAGACACCAGCAGACCAGGUAAUCCUAGAAAAUAAAUGCCCUGCAGCAAUAACUUUGUUAAGAUCUUGUGCAAAAUUGACUGGAUAGCAGAUAGCUUACAUGUAUUUUUUUAUGCAAAAUCCCUGGCCAUAAGCAUCUAAAAAAGCUAUUAUUUUUGGUAGCUAGCCAUAGGGCUUUGGGGCUCAUUACUUUCAUGGCAGAUGCAUUUACUGAUUUUUGUCUCUUGUAUUACUACAAUCAGAAAAGUCUUGGCACGAAUUUGAAUUUGUGAGGCUUUUUUUAAAUCGCACGUGCUAUACCCCUAACAAACAGCAUUGAUGCGCUAUACAGUCAACUCCCUUUAUAGCGAACACUGUAGGGACCUCGAGUUAGUGUCCUCAUUACCGAGAGUCUGUAAUAGCUGAAGUUUAUUUCCAUCAAACAUCUGUAAUUUGUUUUUGCCGGGAAUUUAGCUGCUGUCCAUAUUAGCGGGGUGUCCACAAGGCGAAAGUUGACUGUAUUCAGAAUUUUCCCAUGUUUCACAAUUGUUUUUUUUUACCUCUAGGAAACUUUAUUGCUGCUGGCACAAUGGAGCCUCAUAUCGACAUCUGGGAUCUGGACCUGGUGGAUACAUUAGAACCUGUUGCUUCUCUUGGAAAAAGGAAAAAGAAAAAGUCGAAAAAGGUUGGAAAGCUUUGUUAAAGGACCAGACUAGUUCCUUUGUUGCAUACUUUUCCCCGCUGAGCUCAGCUCUGAGAAAAGAAUUAUGAGUAUCGUUAGUCUAGAUACAGUGAAUAAAACUGCAAGAAUCUCCUAUUAGCGUCAGUUAUAGGAUUCAUAUGAUAUUUGCCUUAAUGGUGUAGUGUGUGUGGCUAAAUUGACUUAAGAUUGAGCCUGGCAUUGGGAGUGUGGGCCUAGCUAUGUAAGACAUGUAACCAAUAUUGAUGGACAUGUGGUUACACCAUAGCAGAAGUUGUGUUGUUCCAUAAAAAUAUACACCUCCCUAGCACACCCCAUGAAGGUUUUUGGUGUACCUUGCCCCACCCCCACAAAAAAACCAAGUGCAUUCUUUUCUUUUCUAUGCUUUCCCAUAAAUUUCCAGAUUAAAUUUAAAGUAUACAAAGUAAUGGCAGGAAUUCUUGUAUUUUAAUUGCUAGUAAAAAAAAGUGUUUAUUUUAUGGUACAUGAUUUUGCUGGAAAAUUGAACUUAGCAAGAGCUAACGAAAUCCUUUAAGAAUGUUUAAGGUGGUUAAGAGGUUCGUGGUAGAGAUCACACAUUAUACCUGAUUGAAAAAAACGUUGUUGCUAAAAAGUAUAAACCAUGAACCAUGAGGUUUCAAGGAUUUAUGGGUAUACGUUCAUUAGCAAAGCAAAUUCAAAGUUCUUUCGACAAAAGUUUACAUUGUCACGAGAUGCUCGUGCGGAUGCAAAUCCCUAGAGUACUUUUUUUAAAGGCAUGCUGUUGUCUUUUUUUUGCCUUCCAAGAACGCUUUUAGGUCCUAUAUUAUGAUUUUCAAGUGUGCGUUAGGGAUAUGGCUACGCUCUUUAACUUUAGAAAUCUCUUAUGUGUCCAGCACUGGUGAAGUUGUGAGCCGUAAAUUCUGGAAACCGUUUUACGUUUUUUUGAAUGCAUCGUCGCGAAAAGCUUCGUGAACGUAAACAUUUUUGAGAAGAACUUUAAAUUUGCAAUGCUAAUAAAGUUGUACCCAUAAAUCCAUUAGGUCCCAUCGUUCAUGGUUUAUACUUUUCAAGCGACAACGUUUUUUCAAUCAGGUGUAUACUCACCACAUGUCAUGUAUAGAAAUGUAUAUGUAAAAAGCCAUGUUAUCAUUCAAUAUCAUUCUCCGUCACUGCCAAUCAUUCCCCAUCAUUAGACACCAUUCUCCUUCGUAAGAAUGGCAACCUCUAGAUGUUCGAUAGCCCAUUGUUUCAGUGAUCUGCUUUUUGUGUACGAUCAUAACAUAACAUAACAUAACAUACAUGUUUAUUCAAACUCAUAAUAACUACAUGAAUUUGAAAGGGAGAGUCUAGAGGUUAACACUAUGAAUAAAACUCUCCUAAAAACAACAAACAAACAAUAAAAAUUACAACUUUAAAAAGGAUUUGAGUUUACAUUUAAAAAGUUCAAGGGAACCGGCUUCAACAACAUUACUAGGUAAAUUGUUCCAAUAACUAAUUACAUUGUUAAAAAAAGAAUAUUUAAAACAGUUGAUUCUAGAUAAUUUACAAUAAAGCUUAUACGAGUGAUUUGCCCUAGUGGAUUUGACUUUUGCGAAUUGAAAGAAUUCCUCAAAAUCCAAGUGUGAUAAGCCAAACACGAUCUUAUAACAUUCAACAAGAGAGGAAUACGUCCUACGACUGGACAAAGAUGGCCAAUGUAACGAGUCACAAUGCUCUUCAUAAGACAUAUCACUUCUUUUUUGCCUGAGAGCUAAUCUUGACGCACGUCUUUGCACGCUCUCUAUUGCAUGAAUAUCUUUGACAAGAUAUGGGUUCCAGACUGGAGCAGCAUACUCUAAAAGUGGUCUGACCAAUGUUUUGUAAAGCAAUGAAAAAGUUGUUGUAUUAGCUGUUCCAACCGACCGUCUUAUUAGCCCUAGGACUUGGUUCGCCUUAUUCACCAUAGUACUAAUAUGUUCACUCCAAGUAAGAUCUUUUGAAAUAAUAAUUCCAAGAUCUUUAAAGCUCUUGACAUCUUUUAAGGCCGUACCUAGUUUAUAAUUCGUAGUCGAUUUGUCACGAGAAUGCGUUAUUCGCAUUGCUUCACACUUUUCCUCAUUAAAACGAAGUUGCCAUUUUUUCGCCCAUUUACCAAGAUUAUUCAAAUCAGUUUGAAGGUAUUGUUCAUCGAGACUAGGGUUGCGAAGCUCUCUGUAAAUCUUUGUGUCAUCCGCAAAUAAUUUAAUUUUUGAAGAGACACUAUCAACGAUAUCAUUUAUAUAUGCUAGGAAUAAAAUUGGACCAAGAAUAGUUCCCUGUGGGGUACCAGAUAUCACAGGUGCCCAAUCAAUCCUUAACCCAGCGGAAAAAAAUAAGAAAAUAACCUGUUUAACGGGAUACCAUCCACAAGAUUCCCUAAAACUUUUGUGACUUGUGCAAGAGAUCGGCCAGGAGAAAAUUAACUCGUACAGUCGACUCCCAAUAACGCGAACCCGCGCUAACUAGAACCUCGCGCUAACUCGAACCAAAAUCGAUUUCCUCUGGAUUUCCUUCAUACAUUUACUAUUAUUGUACCCUCGGUAGCUCGAACCUCCCGCCUACUCGAAGUAAUUUUUGUUUCCCUUCAGAUCACUUCUAUAUAAAUUUAUCCUCGAUGACUCGAACCAUGCUUGAAGCGUCCGACAAGUCGAAAGGAAGAGUGUACAGCAGUCCGAAACAUUGAAAUUAUUUUAACAACCAUGUAGUCCAGCUUAAAAACAUGUUACUUGCAUUCAUUCCCCAUCCCAUUUCCCUAUAUUUCCGGUUAUUUGCUUCGAGCUUCUGAUAACUCGAACUUUUUUCGAUUUCCCCGGAAGGUUCGAGUUAUCUGGAGUCGACUGUAUGCUAAGUGGUCUUGCCUUGGUUUUUUGCUUUUUUACCUAGAAAUCAAUAAACUCAGAAGCAGGGCAUAGUGAUGCAGUUCUUGACUUAUCAUGGAAUCAUCUUGUUAGGUAACCUCUGCAUUACUUAAUAUUUUUUUAAUUUGUGAAAGGUAGUUCUGUGUGUUGAAAGUUGUGAGCUAGCUAGUUAGAGACGUUGAUUGAUGUGUAAUGGUUUUUGCCCUUGUAAGGGCCAAAACAUAGUUGCAUAUUUUACUUGUAGGAUUAGUCUGGAAACGUAUAUUCUUCGGGGAUGAUUAUUCGAUUAUACUGUGGUAAUGACUAACCUGUGUGUGCACAUGUAUCCUUAGAAUAAAUAGUGACUUUGUUUUGUAAAAAUCUUUAAUUGCAGAAACGUUUUAGCUAGUGCAUCUGCGGAUCACUGCGUUAUUUUAUGGGAUCUGACACAACCAAAACCUGUGCACUUUUUAAGACAUUAUAAAGAUAAGGUAAUGUAUAUAUGUAUAACUUGGCUGUCAGUGUCUGUUAUUCUUAAUCUUGUGCCUCUGGGUACAUUGCGUGACAAUUACAACUUUUAUUAAUAAUCCCCAGCAAGAAAAAGGGAGGGAAAUGGACAGGAAAAGGCAAUGGGCCUUUUACAAAAGUUGAUCACGUAAUCAACUUUCUGUAAACACGAAAACAGUUCGCUUUUGGAACAUUUUCUUAGCAGGAACUGAAAGAGCAUUCAACAGUGAUUGGGAGGCAACAGUGGUAUUCCCAUACAAAUCCUUCUAAUUUUCGGCGGCCGUCGCGAUCGCUACUUUUCAGAUAUACGGCUGAAAUUUUAUAGGUUACUAAAUUUAAAUAUGCUCUUUCAGUUCCUUCUAACAAAAUUUUCCAACAGAAAGUUGAUCACGUGUCCAACUAUUGCAAAAGGCCUAUUUCUCAGAAUGCUCAGUUCUUGGGGUCAACAUUUCCGGGUAUCUGAGCAAAUCAGACUAGUUUAAUUUCCGACUUGCCCAAAAAUAACUGCGGCAUUUCAAUACGGAACGUUGCCAUGGCAAUUUUGACAUGUGAAAUUAUAAAUUAACGCAUAAAUUUCGUAAUUUCGUCGCCCGUGAUGUUAGCGCUGAUAUUGCUGCCACGCUAAAGAAACUUGGACUUUUUCGUUCUUUUCGUUGUAUGCCAUCGAAAGAAUGAGAUUAAGAAUAUAAUCUUGGAUUUUCCUAAUUUAAAGAAACGCAACCUUGGAGGGGUGACAAAAGUAAAUUCAUGAUUGGUAUGGUUUUGUUUUUCUACGCUCGGUGAUUGGCUGAAACAUCUCAUUACUUAACGAAUGAGACGGGAAACCAAAACUAAUCAUGACUUGUGCGUGCAACUUUUUUGGCGUUUCGUGCUUGCAACAUUUUUUUGUCUCAUUUCUCAUUGCUUGUCAUUUGCAAGUAUAAUUAUUUUGUUUUUCCUGAGGUACUUAGCCUGAUACAUUUUUCUACUGCAGUUCUGAAAGACUGUCUUUUAUACGAGAAUCAUUGUUAACGUUUUGUGCCUUAUUAACAUAUAUGCUCUUCAUUACCGUAAAUGCUCGAAUUAGCGCCCGGCUUCAAAUAAGCGCCCCGCUUCGAAUUAGCACCCCUCCUAAGGCUCAAAAUUUGUAAUAAGCGCCCCCCCACCCCUCCCCCGAGAAAAAAUGAGUUUCGGUACGAUCUACGAGACGUAUACGGUCUAUACGGUUCUUUUAAUGAAAUGUGACAUUGUUAAAUAGUAUAAACAGUAAUGUCCUUUCAAAGUCGCACGGGUUUGCUUCUCAUUUCCGUGAUAGAAAUAUCCAUGUGAGCACAUAGCUGCUUCACUUUAUUAAGUUCCUCGUAAAACUUUGCUCCCAAUCGCCGGCUCCUUGUUACUGCCUUAAAAGUUCCUGGAAUUACGAGGCCAUUUUCAAGUUUUUUUGAAUUUUUAUGAGGCAGUUUCGUUUUAAAUAGAAAUAAAGAUAGUGUCAUUUUCAGGCUAAAAAUUGAUGAACGAAAUAAGCGCCCCCCUUCGAAUUAGCGCCCCCCUCUCGCCUUAGAAAAUUAAAUAAGCGCCCCGGGCGCUAAUUCGAGCAUUUACGGUAUCUGGAAAGCUAAUGAAAUAAGACCGCUGAAUAUUGAAAGAGCAAAACAAUUUCAGGUUUUUCUGAAAAUUUGAGCCCGAUAAACUGAAUGUCUUUGAAGAAAUUGUCUUUUAAACACUCGAAAUUUUACAAAGAAUGCAUGCCUCCUUAACUUUUUUGCCACCCAGCAAUUUCGCAGUUUUCGAUGGCUGGUAUUUCGUCAAUAUUGCUUUCAAAGAGCUGAAAAUUGCACAAAAUGCUUGAGUUAAUUAGCUCUUUGAACUCGUGAGUUCGUAUAUACGACCACAGCUUCUAUGAGUUAAGUCGUAUGCUAAUGAGGAAAAAUGUAAACAAUGACGUCAGCAAAGAUUCGCCUAUUUAGAACCUUUUUUACAGUAGAACCUCGAUAUAACGUACCUUUAUAUAACAAAGAGCUCGAUAUAAUGAACUAUUUUCUCCGCCACAGUAAUAGAAAAAUAUAUGGAAGACAACCUUGAAAAAAGGAAACCUUGUUAUAACGAACAUAUUUUGCCAGUCUCUUGGUCAUUCGUUAAAUCGAGGUUCCUUUGUAAUGGAUGCAAGGAAUGGAUGGCUUGUGGAGCGUUUUUAGUCCGAGCUCAUAUUUCACGUGUUGUAAUCGUCUCCUUUAGGUACAGUCAUUACAGUGGCAUCCUUACGAGUCACAGUCAAUUCUGACUGGGUCUUUUGACAAGUAAGUGGCAUAAAUAUUUAAGUCACGGCAGUAAUUAUGUCAGUAAUGGCCAUUUUAGUCUUAGGAGUGAGUCCGUGUUGUGUCGAAUUGCAUUGUGGGAUUGUUUUAGUAACACUGUCGCGUCUUUUAUUGGCUAUUAGGGACUUUCGCGAUGGCAGCGAAAACGUUGCUUAAAAAGUGUCUUUGUCGCGCUAACUGUUAUUCAUAUAUCUUGUACUAGUGAUAACCAAAGGUUACCGAGUGCGGGCGAGAUCGAUCAAAGGUCAAAACGUUCUUGCUCCAAUGCUGUGCUUUGUGUAAGUUUCAUGUGACAGAAGGUCCAAAUGCGCGUCAUCAGACUGCGCUCUGUGCAUUUUAUUUGUUGUCAGUGGAAGUCCAAACGAAUGCAGUUAAACGAAUGCAGACUAGAUUGGCGCUGCGCAUGCGUAAUUUCGUCGCCCGCCAUAAAAUUGCAAUUUACAGGUUGUAAUUAAAUCCUUGACCUAUUGUCACGAGUUCUAGCAAUUUCUCUGAUGACUGUUUUCUUGAUUCCUUUUUUAAUACGUUUUUGAACAGGAAAGCCAAAGUGAUUGACUGCAGAAAUCCUGAUGUAAGUGAUAUACAAAAGUUGAAAACUUAGAUUUUAUGUAAAUAUCUGUAUAAAUGGUGGAGCUGACAGAGUCUGGUCUGAACAUUGUAUGUCGGCCAAGGAUGUAGAUGAUGCUGCGGGAACAAACAAUUUGUAAAGUUAAUUCAGUUGACUUUCUUUUGGAUUGCUCUCAAGCGCAAGCGCCAUAAAGGGCGACUGAUUUUUUACUCUUUCAUUUGUAUUUUUAAGCGUUCAUCUGGCCACAGUUAAGCAAAAAUUUGCACAAACUAACUGCGCUAGUACGGAUGAUAAACAUGAAAAUUUAGUACGUCAGCUACCACUGAACCCGUAAUUAUUAAAAAAACAGCAAAAGUUGGACUUUUCCUAUCAAAUUCACCUGACAUUGUUCCUGUAAUUGCGCACCAACCUGAAAGUUACAUUCAGUCUUACAAACUCUAACAGUUUCUUACCUCUUUCACACAGAGUAACGUCAAAUCUUGGAAAUUCGAUUCUGAAGUGGAAAGAGUUUUGUGGAAUCAUUUUUCGCCGUACAACUUUUUAGUAAGUGGAAUUGUAAAAAUAAACUAGUCCUAAGCUCCCCUACCCUGUGCUUAAAAUGGGACUAUGAAAUCGAUGAAGCUUUGUCAUCUUACGUACUUAAUGUGUAAUUGUCACUUGUACAAAUUCUUUACACUCGACCGAGAACACGUUGUCACUUAAAAAUCUUAAACCAUAAACGGUGAGACCUAAGAGCUCUCUGGGAAGAGAAUAUGUAAAAACUUCGUUUUCGUAAUAAGUGAGUGUCCAGGCUGCAAUCAUUCUCGUUCACCAAAACUUGCUGGGGAUUUCCAUUUACCAGCCUUAUGGCUUACACACUGAUAUCUGGUAACACGUUUAGAGAUUUCUGAGGAAACAUGCACCCAAGGGCGACGUUGACGCCAGGAAAACUUGAAGCUCUUGGGCCCUUGUUGAAAAACAUCUGCACGAGGAGCUCAGGAUAAUGUACGUUUGCAAUGUUAAUAAACUUUUCGUGGUUUAUGCUUUCCAAGCAACGACGCUUUCUCUAUCGAGUAUGUCUAAAGUAUAUUGUCAUUAAUUAUUAAUUUGUGGCAUGCAUACGUUUUUUGCCCUUUGAAUUGUGCUAUGACAAUGCCUUACAAAAUUGAUUUCUUAUAGGCGAGCACGGAGAGUGGUCACGUGUUUUGUUGUGACGUCAGAACAGAUACACCCAUAUUCACUCUUCAGGCACACGAUGAUGCAGUAUCAGGUAAUAUGUCCUUUAGUCUCGUGCCAAGUUAAAAUCAUGUUUUGGGUGUAAUGUUUGAAAACGAGUGAUUGCUUUACAGUCGAGCAAUCCGCCCAAUAAAAGCCAUAUUGAGGUAGUUUCCCCAUACGGAAACACCCGAGUUGGCCAGAUAAAAAGCUCGUUUGAGUAGUUAUGGUUUAUGAACAGAAGGUUGAAACUAAACUUGUUUUGUUUUGUUCAGUUUCAUUUCUGUUUAGUGUUAUCCGUUUACAAACACGUUUCACAAACUAUAACUACUCAUACCGGCGUGUGCUUUUCAGAAAACAAAACGGCUAACGUGUCACACCGGUAAAAAAGAAAGCUUGUUUCCCGACUUCCUAUACCCAAAAUAUACAAUGAAAUCGGAAGGUGGCUUCGUAAAGUACCUAAAUGCAAUCUGAAGGAUUCUUCAAUGCUCUUUUCGCUUUUGACGCAUUCUUGUUAAUCUGCCUUCUGACGAGUUGUUUCUCCCCGUAAUGUACCGUAUUUAUUCGAAUAAGCGCCCACCUCGAAUAAGCGCCCACUCUCAAGGACCAGAAAUUUAAUAAGCGCCCAGGAUGGUUAAUCGAAUAAAUACGGUAAUUACUCCGUACCAGUGAGACGAGAUAAUUGUUGUAGGCAGAUUCCACUUAACUCGAAGCAGCUUAUGCAACCCGAGUCCAAGGUCAUGAUCUCAAGAUGCGCGAAAGGAAUAAUUACAACAGCUUUAACUUCCUUUCAUAUCUAUAGGGCUUGCCUUAAGUAGUCAAGUACCCGGAUGUCUGGUUACCGCGUCAGCUGACGAGACUGUCAAAGUAUGGGAUAUACAGGUCAGGUGACUUUCAAGUUUGACAUGAUUUCGUUUUGUUAUAUACUUUUUGAUGGCAAAGUGAUAGACAAAAACCCCUCGGAGCAAGGAAGAGAUCCAAUACCAAAAAUGAUUCAACCCACACAUAGCCGUCGCCUCCGACCAACCAAGAAAAAACGUGAAGGAAGACAAGUGGUUUCACAUUGGCUAUUUUUGUCCGUCACACCGUUUGCAUAUCGUAUGUUUGACGUGUUUUAGUAUUUUAAACACUGAUGUUUCCCUUAUCGUGACAUUCUUUUGUACAUUUGUAGGAUAACCAACCAUCGUUUGUAGUAUCCAGAGAUCUUCAGUUGGUGAGCAAAUGUAGCGCUUUUAUUGAGAGGUUUUGUUUACGUACGAAGCGAAGACUUUCCUUUUUAAUAUCCUUUCUUUUUUUCGUUUUGUGCUACUAGGGAAAAAUUCUAAACGCUAGCUGUUGCCCUGACUCGCCUUUUGUGUUCUGUUUUGGUGGCGAGAAGCAGGGAUUGAGAACGUUUGAUAUCACAGAAAGUGCUCCAGGUAACAAUUGGUUGCGAUGUAUCCCCAAAUAGUCAAUGAACCUCAGCCCGUCAAUCAGCUGUUUGAUUGGUGAGACAGACAUUUUGGUCAGUCAGACAGUGAGAGACUCAAAUAAUGGGCGCUUUCCCAUUCAACCAAAAUUUCCGCUUUGAAUUUCCAGCAACUUCGAGUAGCGAAUUUAACAGCAUUUUCCUGCGCGAGAUAUACCCAAAUUUUCGAAAUUUCUUCCCGGAAGUGUCCUUUCCAUUUAACUUAACCCAUAACACCCCUGAGCUCUAUCCCUAAAAAAAAAAUAAGGGGGCCACACGAGGCAAAGGAAAAAUCUUUUGACCUCGGUAUUCAAACCCACGACGUCCGGAUUAGAUCUACCGUUGGUCUACCGACUCAGUUACAAGGCCUGACGAGAGCAAGUCUUGAGUACCUGUAUCACCCGUGGUUGCCACAGGUGCUAAUCACUCAGUCAACCAGUCACGUCACUUGGCCAUAUUGUCAGUCUCUCAAUCAGUCAGUCAUUUUUUCAUUUGUUCACUCGAUUAAUCACCCUGUCAGGCAGUCAGCCAGUGAUUCAGCUUGCUGGUCCGUCAGUCAACAGGUCACUUAGCCAGUCAAGUCAGUUAGUCAGUCCAUUUUUCCACCAAUAAGUGUUGGGGAAUUAGUGAAUCAGAGAUUUAUUUAUCGAUCAGUUGGCCUUUAUCCGCUGCUAACAUUUUCUAUUGUGUCACAGUUCGCCGGAAAUUUGAAUCAAGGCAAAGACUAGUUCCGAGUAAAGCUGUUGAAACUUCAACAAAUAGCACAGAAACAGAACAAUGUUUGCACGUGGUAAGGCUUAAUUUGUUUGUAAUUGUUGUUGUUUCACUUGCUAUGUCGUUUCAUUUUCCACAAAUUCUGCCCCAGUUUCGGGGUAAUUUAAUCUCAUUUCAUUUAUUUUUCAUUUAGCCUGAGGUAUCUGUAAAAGAGGAAAAGCCCGAGCCCAUGGAAGAGGAAUCAGCGGCUAACGCCAUGGCAGCGUUGAACCUAAGCGGUAAUAUGGACAGCGGUCAGUCAAAGAAAAAGAAGAAAAAGAGGCGGAAGUAAUCUUCGUCACACAAAAAGUGAUUGACAAAUUCUAUUAACUGUCAGACAUAAAUAACUGAUCAAUGACCCCAACAGCUAAAGGAUCCUACCAACUCACUCAGCGAGUUCAGUAAAUACACAAAGGGCGCUAGAGUGGUUGUAGUUCUUAGUUCUCACUUUGCUCGCGUGAAGAAGGCUUGUCAACUGUUACCUUGCCAGGUCUGGCAUGAGUUUUUUAAGCAUCCGAACAAUCGUUUUUUUCUUUUGUGAAUAACUCCUUCAGAGGUUUUUGUCAACGAAUGGUUUUAUGUGGGUGCCUUUUUACCUCUAUUUUAUCUUACAGUGAAGUAAUACGAAAACAAAACUGUUUUCACAUCUCUUCAUCUUGCUCCCCUUCUAUAAACUUCAACUUCAUUGGAGUCAUUAAAUAAAGGAUGAUCAUCGC
Molecule: messenger RNA, 21452 nt
Organism: Porites lobata
Lineage: Eukaryota; Metazoa; Cnidaria; Anthozoa; Scleractinia; Poritidae
Source: the annotation of a GenBank genome assembly